AUGGUUAGGUUUACAGAAUUCAUGUUUGCGUUUUUCAACAACCGAUGGCUGGUAUUUGUGGUAGCAAUGUGGGUACAAUCAUGUGCCGGCAUCGGAUACUUAUUCGGAAGUUUAUCGCCCAUCAUUAAGACCUCUUUAAAUUACAAUCAGAGGCAGGUCGCAAGGUUGGGUGUAGCCAAGGAUCUCGGAGAUAGUGUUGGCUUUUUGGCCGGAACUCUCUCCGAGAUAUUACCCUUAUGGGCUGUCCUUCUUGUUGGUGCAAUCAAGAACUUUAUUGGGUAUGGUUGGGUCUGGCUCAUUGCCACCCAUAGAGUACCGACGUUGCCGUUGUGGGUUAUGUGCAUUCUGAUAUUUGUUGGAACGAAUGGUGAGACCUACUUCAACACAGUAGCAUUAGUGUCAUGCGUUCAAAACUUCCCAAGAAGUCGAGGGCCUGUGGUUGGAAUACUCAAGGGAUUUGCAGGGUUGGGUGGUGCAAUUUUGACCCAGAUAUACGCAUCAAUCAAUUGGCCUGAUCGUGCCUCACUCCUUUUUAUGGUUGCAGUGGGGCCAUCUAUGGUGGUUAUAACUCUUAUGUUUAUUGUCAGGCCAGUUGGUGGUCAUAGACAGCUCCGAUCAUUGGACGCAUCGAGUUUCUCAUUCGUUUAUUGUGUGUGCCUCAUUUUGGCUGCUUAUUUAAUGGGGAUUAUGUUGGUGCAAGAUUUGUUUGAUCUGAACCAAACCAUAGUUAAGAUUUUGACACUGGUUUUAUUCUUGCUAUUGGUAGCUCCAAUCAUGAUUCCUAUACGAAUGACCCUUUCCUUGGAUCCAAUGGACUCAAAAGAAGAAUCUCUUCUAGCCAGUCCACAAACCCCAAAAUCAAAAUCUGAGCCAGAUCCUAAUGAUGUUAUAUUCAGUGAGCUGGAAGACGAGAAGCCUCAGGAAGUGGACUUGCUUCCUGCUAGUGAAAGGCAAAAGCAAAUUGCAAAACUACAAGCAAAGUUGGCCCAAGCAGUUGCAAUAGGGGCUGUUAGAGUUAAGAGGAGAAGAGGGCCACACAGAGGGGAAGACUUCACCUUGGCACAGGCUCUCGUAAAGGCAGAUUUUUGGCUUAUCUUCUGGUCACUUCUACUAGGAUCUGGUUCGGGUUUGACAGUGAUUGAUAACUUGGGCCAGAUGAGUCAGUCUUUAGGAUAUGAGAAAGCACACAUAUUUGUUUCUAUGAUCAGCAUUUGGAACUUCUUAGGACGUGUUGGUGGGGGGUAUUUCUCAGAGGUCAUUGUCAGAGAGUAUGCUUAUCCAAGGCCAAUAGCAAUGGGUGUUGCACAGGCAAUAAUGGCAAUUGGUCAUUUAUUCUUUGCAAUGGGUUGGCCUGGUGCAAUGUACAUUGGUACUUUAUUGAUCGGUGUAGGGUAUGGAGCACAUUGGGCUAUUGUACCAGCGGCUGCCUCAGAACUGUUUGGACUAAAGAAGUUUGGAGCUUUAUACAAUUUUCUGACCCUUGCAAACCCUGCUGGUUCCCUGGUCUUCUCAGGCUUCCUUGCCAGUUCUAUAUAUGACGCAGAGGCACAAAAGCAAGCUCAACAAAGGAAUCAACGCCUUGAAAAUUCUUCAACAAAGCUUUUUGUUGGGGAUGAGCCACUCAAGUGUGAGGGUUCGGUAUGUUUUUGUCUCACUUUCUUUAUCAUGUCUGGACUAUGUAUCACAGCCGUGAUCUUAAGCACAAUACUGGUGCGUCGAACCAAGGUUGUCUACCAACAUCUCUAUGGAAAAACCCAAAAAACAUCAAAUUCAACUUAA
Molecule: messenger RNA, 1779 nt
Organism: Cynara cardunculus var. scolymus (artichoke)
Lineage: Eukaryota; Viridiplantae; Streptophyta; Magnoliopsida; Asterales; Asteraceae
Product: protein NUCLEAR FUSION DEFECTIVE 4-like
Exons: 3
Coding region: 1-1779 (592 amino acids)
Cellular component (GO): membrane
Source: RefSeq, a predicted model, not a curated record